This is a messenger RNA of Ustilaginoidea virens, 1203 nucleotides long. RefSeq lists its product as uncharacterized. The transcript has 2 exons. The record is from RefSeq and is a predicted model, not a curated record. Bases 1 to 1203 code for a protein of 400 amino acids. Lineage: Eukaryota; Fungi; Ascomycota; Sordariomycetes; Hypocreales; Clavicipitaceae.
AUGUCCAACGACGAGCUUCUCACGGAUGAUUAUGUCGCGGGGCUGCUGGCGCAGGACGCCAAUGACUGCUCACUGAAGUACUCGGCAAUGGGACUGGAAGCCUUUCGCGACAGCAAAAAGCCGUCCAACAUACCCAAACCGAAUACGCGAUUUUUACGUCACAUCAUCAAGGACACCGAUGCGCACAACAAAGCUCUGCUUGCCAAAGAGGCGGCGGAAUCCAAAGCCCGGUUGAAAGGCCUUGACCACGCCCAGCAAGUGAAGCAUAGGAGAAGCAAUCCAAAUGCAAGAGAUAUACGGAGGAGGCAGAUGGGCGAUAUCCAAGCUAUACUGGGCGGCAAGACCAAGAAGCAGCAACGACGAGCAAAUGAUGUCGGUGACGCCCCAGCCGAGCGAGGACGGUCGGAUAGGGGCGGCGUCGUUGAUGGCCGUCAAAGACCAAGUUCUGGAAGGAGUUCGGAUCUGAUCAAAGGCGGAGGCGGGAAGACCAGGCACGGGCGUCUUUCGGAGAGAGACUUUAGUGAUGACGAUGGCAAUAUCAAACACCGCGAGCGGAGGAAGUCGCCAAGAAGUAGAGAGCGCGGCGGAUCAGACACGGAUGAUGAUGGACAUUGUCGUCGCGGAUCACGGAAAGAUGGAUCUCGGCCACGGCGACGCCACAGAUCAUCUCGUUCGCCCAGAGAGACCAGCCGAACGCACAGGCAUCGGUCUCGUCAUCGAGCGAGGCCAAGGAGCGAUCCUCCAGCGUCGGGAGAGAAGGAGCCAAGACCAUCUAGGCAUCAAGACUCGGACCCGCUAGAGGACUUCAUCGGCCCAUUACCGCCUCCGAGGCAUCGUGGAAGGGGAAUGAUUGGCGGCGCCGCGGAACUAGACCGAAGGUUUUCAGAGUCAUACGACCCAAAGCUGGAUGUGCAGAUGAACGAACCGAGCGACGCAUGGGACGACCAAGUAGAAGCUUUCAGAGACCAACAGAAGCUGAGGCUGCACCAGGCCCAGCGGAUGCAAGAUGCCGGCUUCACAGACGAACAGAUUCAACAGGCAACAGAGUUCAAUGCGAGGAAGACUGAGCCACCUUUUGUGUGGUCAAAAGUUGGCGAAAGGCGGGAAUGGGACAAGGGCAAAGCCGUCGGCAUGGAAGCGAUGCUUGACGACGAGGACAUCGCGCCUGUCGAGCAAGCGGCCUUGUUUUCUGACGAAUACUAG